ACCGGGGGGACCGGCAGAGAGUCUGACAAAUAGUUUAGAGGGGAGAGAAAAAAAAAACCCGAUAUAUUGUAGAUUACUGCAGGGAAAUAGCUGUCAGCUUAAACUCUAGUAUUAGUUUAUACUGAUGUAAUAGUUAACCACCACAAGUCUCUUUUAUAGCAGUACACGCAUGAUGACAACCUUGUACUGCUCUUGCAAUAAAGACCAGAUUAUAAAGGUGCCUAAUACAGAGUGACACCUUAUUUCAGACAGUAUUGUUGAUUUUCUUAAACUGCAGCUAUAAUGUAAAUUGGCACUAUGUAGCUCCCAUUAAGUCCUGGCUUUGUUCUGUAUCGGUAAACAUUGUGUUUUUAAGCUCUUUUUCAUCGCAGCUUCACUGGACUCUGUCUUUUUAAACUAUUAGGAAUUAGUUUCCUUGAAAAGUUGCCAUAAUACAAAUUGUUGCCUUCAACCGUGCAAUUUAGAUCACCUCAGAUGUGGGGAUCCUGACUGGUGUCUGCACCUGUGUUCAGGCGGUAUAAACAUGAGGUUUUAGCAGGAAUCUGACAGCACACACUCUUCGGGGGUAUAUGACAGCACCGGCAUCCAAUCUGUGGCUACAGUGAGUUAGCACCUUCGCUUGUCAUCGCGUUAUACAAGGCUUCACCUUAAAUUCCACAGAAAGACGCCUCUCUCUCUCUCUGUUUACUGAUGCAUGUGCAAUCCAGUGUCUUGGAUGCAAGUCGUCACUACGCUUCACAUAUUCUUCACACUUGUGACACAGAUAGAGAUUGCACGCUAUAUGCUGCCUUUGUGGACAGUUGUGCAAUGAUGCAUUGUUCAUGUGUGGCAACGCUGAUGAUAAUUCUGUCCCUUUCCCUCCUGCUUCUUCGAAUCCAGGGUAAGGCGGUGGGUCAGAAAGCCCCUCUGUGGAUCCGGGCGAGGUUCCAGGCCCUCCUGUUCUCUCUGGGCUGCCACAUCCAGAGGCACUGUGGGAAGGUCCUCUUUAUUGGACUCUUAGUGUUCGGGGCUCUGUCUGUGGGACUCCGGGUCGCAGCCAUCGAAACGGACAUCGAGCAGCUGUGGGUGGAAGCUGGUAGUCGGGUGAGCACGGAGCUUCGCUACACCAAGGAGAAGCAGGGAGAGGACUCAGUAUUUACCUCACAGAUGCUUAUCCAGACCCCCAAAGAAGAGGGCACCAAUAUUCUUACCCAGGAGGCUUUGCUGGUUCACAUGGAAGCCGCCCUGUCCGCCAGCAAGGUCCAGGUGUCACUGUUUGGAAAGUCGUGGGAUCUGAACAAAAUAUGCUAUAAAUCAGGAGUUCCUAUUAUAGAAAAUGUCAUGAUUGAAAGGAUGAUUGACAAGCUGUUCCCCUGUAUGAUAAUCACCCCAUUGGACUGUUUUUGGGAAGGGGCCAAACUACAGGGAGGCUCCGCCUAUUUACCGGGUAUGCCAGAUAUCCAGUGGAUGAAUCUAGAUCCAGUCAAGCUGAUGGAGGAGCUGAGUCAGUUCACUUCGCUGGAAGGAUUUAAGGAGAUGUUGGACAAAGCCCAGGUCGGACAUGCCUACAUGAACAGGCCAUGUCUAGACCCCUCGGACCCCGACUGCCCUCUCAGUGCACCCAACAAGGAGCAAGGAGAGAGUCCUGACAUUGCCGGGCGUCUCCAGGGUGGUUGCCACGGUUUCAGCCGGAAGUUCAUGCACUGGCAGGAGGAGCUGAUCCUGGGAGGGCGGGUCAAGAGCAGCCAGGACGCUCUGCUGAGUGCGGAGGCUCUCCAAACCAUGUUCCUGUUGAUGAGUCCGAAGCAGCUGUACGAGCACUUUAAAGACGACUACGAGAUCCACGACAUAAACUGGAAUGAAGAAAAGGCUACCGCCAUCCUCGAGUCCUGGCAGAGGAAGUUUGUGGAGCUGGUCCACCAGAGUAUCCCAUCUAACUCCAGCCAGUCCAUCCACGCUUUCUCCACCACCACCCUCAACGACAUCAUGAAAUCCUUCUCUGAUGUCAGCGUCAUCAGGGUGGCAGGGGGAUACCUGCUCAUGCUGGCCUAUGCCUGCGUGACCAUGCUAAGGUGGGACUGUGCCAAGUCCCAGGGGGCCGUGGGGCUGGCCGGCGUGCUCUUAGUAGCUCUGUCGGUGGCUGCAGGACUGGGUCUCUGCUCCCUGCUCGGCCUCUCCUUCAAUGCUGCCACCACACAGGUGCUUCCAUUCCUGGCACUAGGGAUUGGCGUGGAUGACAUGUUUCUGUUGGCUCAUUCCUUCACAGAGGCUGGAAUUAACAUCCCCUUUAAGGACCGGACAGGAGACUGUUUGCGGCGCACCGGCACCAGUGUGGCGCUGACUUCCAUCAACAACAUGAUUGCGUUCUUUAUGGCUGCUCUCGUACCCAUUCCUGCCCUGCGAGCUUUCUCUUUGCAGGCGGCCAUUGUGGUCGUGUUUAACUUCGGCAUGGUGCUGCUCAUCUUCCCUGCCAUCCUCAGUUUGGACCUCCACCGGCGCGAGGACAAGCGUUUGGAUAUCCUCUGCUGCCUGUACAGCCCUUGCUCCGACCGAGUCAUCCACCUCUCCCCGCACGAGCUUUCAGACGCCGGAGAGCAGCCGCACGCUCCCUCGACGGCGACGACGCACACGCACCAGUACGCGGCGGGAUCGACAAUCACCACCAGCACCCAAAUCACCACCACCGUGCAGGCGUUCACACAGUGCGACGCGGCCGGCCAGCAUAUCGUCACAAUCCUACCACCUACCUCACAGAUCUCCACCAGCCCGCCGUCCAUCAUCCUCUGCCCCACGUCACAGCCUCAAGCCCUCACACCUUCCCCCACCACCACCUCCCUGCCGGAUCCCUACGGCUCCCAGCUCUUCGCCCCUACCUCCAGCUCCACGCGGGACCUCCUGGCUCAGGUGGAGGAUUCCAAAUCGGGAAAGGAGUGCGUCCCACUACCUUUCCUGCACUGGAACCUGUCGAGCUUCGCCAGGGACAAAUACGCCCCACUGCUCCUCAAGCCCAAAAGCAAAGCCAUCGUGGUGGUUCUCUUUCUGAGCCUGCUGGGCCUCAGCCUGUACGGGACCACCAUGGUGCACGACGGCCUCUACCUAACCGACAUAGUGCCACGCGACACCAAGGAGUAUGAUUUCAUCGACGCCCAGUUCAAGUAUUUCUCCUUCUACAACAUGUACCUGGUGACCAUGGAUGGAUUUGAUUACGCCCGGUCACAGAGGCUGUUGAUCCAGCUGCACAACGCCUUCAACUCUGUUAAAUAUGUGGUCAGAGACAGCGACAGCAAACUGCCCCGUAUGUGGCUGCACUACUUCCAGGACUGGCUAAGAGGUCUUCAGGCUGCUUUUGAUGCUGACUGGCAGGCAGGCAGGAUUACCUCUGACAGCUAUCGCAACGGCACAGAGGACGGAGCGCUGGCGUACAAGCUCCUCAUCCAGACCGGCUCCAAGAAAGAGCCUUUUAACUACAGCCAGCUGACAUCUCGGCGGCUGGUGGACGCAGAGGGUUUGAUCCCUGCGGAGGUGUUUUACAUUUACCUGACAGUCUGGGUCAGCAAUGAUCCUCUGGGCUAUGCUGCCUCCCAGGCCAACUUCUACCCCCAUCCUAGAGAGUGGAUUCACGACAAGUACGACACUACAGGGGAGAAUCUGCGCAUCCCAGCUGCAGAGCCCCUGGAGUUCGCCCAGUUCCCCUUCUACCUGAACGGCCUUCGCCAGGCCAGCGACUUUGUGGAGGCCAUCGAGAGUGUGCGGGCCAUCUGCGAUGAGUUUAGCCGCAAGGGCGUGUUGAACUACCCUAACGGAUACCCCUUCCUGUUCUGGGAGCAGUACAUUGGCCUCAGACACUGGUUCCUGCUGGCGAUCAGCGUGGUGCUGGCCUGCACCUUCCUGGUCUGUGCGAUUCUCCUGCUCAACCCCUGGACCGCCGGCAUCAUUGUGUUCAUCUUGGCCAUGAUGACGGUGGAGCUGUUUGGCAUCAUGGGUCUGAUCGGCAUCAAGCUGAGCGCCAUCCCUGUGGUCAUUCUGAUCGCCUCUGUGGGCAUCGGAGUGGAGUUCACCGUCCACAUCGCGCUGGGCUUCCUGACAGCGAUUGGCAACAGAAACAAACGCUCGGCAGUGGCUCUGGAGCACAUGUUCGCCCCGGUGGUCGACGGAGCGAUCUCCACGCUGCUGGGCGUUCUCAUGCUGGCAGGGUCAGAAUUUGACUUCAUCAUGAGAUAUUUCUUUGCUGUGUUGGCCAUCCUCACUGUACUGGGGGUACUGAAUGGCUUGGUUCUCCUGCCGGUGCUCCUGUCCAUGAUGGGCCCUCCGGCUGAGGUCACCCCGGUCGACAAUGCCAGUCGCCUGCCAACGCCUUCCCCUGAACCCCAACUGCCCCCACCGAUGGCCCACCACGGUUACUACACGGGCCACCACAACCCGCGGCCGUCUUGUCAGCAGGCCUUUUCGGAGUCCUCUGACUCGGAGUAUUACUCCGAGGUGACCACCACGUCAGGCAUCGGGGAGGAGGAUUAUAAGUACUGCGACAUAGCGUCGCACGCCAGCGUCCCACCCUCGACGUCUCACAUACUGCUGGAAGCCAGCAAAAACCCCAGUUUCCCCAAGCUCACGGUGGUGAAGCCAUUCAAAGAAAGUUCAACAGGCACUGGCGGAAGGAUCGAGCCGUUGAAUGAAUCUUCCCACAACACACAGGCUCUCGGCUCCCAGCUUACAUGCUGGGAUGGAAAAAAGCAGCAGCAGCAGCAGCAGCAGCAGCCGGGCCUCCAGAGGCUCCAGGCGCAACACUUACCCAGCGAAAGACCUCACUUCCUCGGGAGGACUUCUCAAAGCGGCACCAGGCUGCAGAGCGGCAGAGGGCCUCAGCCAAACAGGACUAAAGGGCCGAGCUAUAGCAAUAGCAGCUCUGCACUGCCGACGCAACAAGGCUCCGCGGGGGGGGCUGUUACCAUGGUAACCGCGACAGCCUCCGUGACGGUGGCCGUGCACCCGACCUUGCCGGGGGCGGCGUACCGAGGAUACAUGCAUGAAGGUUUUGACACAGACAGCGAGUCGGACUGUUUCGAGGCUGCUAAGAGGACUUGUGGUGGCAAAACGAACUUUUCUUCAUGUAAGAGAGACUCUUUAGAGCUCCAGGACUUGGAGGCAACGCAGAGCCAGGCAGAGCGUCAGCUCGGCAAGACACGAGGUGGGUUGAGGAUCCAGGCAGCCAAAGAUUGCUAGACUCUCUCACUCGCCUCGUCUUCUCGUUUCGAGUCUCCGGCUGCUUCUCCGGAGCAGCUUGACGGCUCACGCGGAGUCACGUCUGUACAUAGACUUCACACAAAAAAGGAGAGGAUUUAUUUCAAGGACAUAUUAAAGGAAAAAAAAGACAUUUUCAGAAUUAUAUAAAUCUAUGAGUAUAUAUUUUAAUACUAAAAAAAAGAAGGAAGCUAUUUAAAUGAGUACUGUAUAACUUGGGUAUUCUCUUGUGUAAAAGUUCAGAUGUAAAAGAUUAUUUUUUUUGUGGGGCGGUUGAUUCUUUUUUUCCACCCCCCCCCCCCCCCCCCCACACAGUGUAUAGAAUAAGAACUGUGCUAUAUGUAAAAAGUGUCCACAAAAAGUGAGAUGUUAUUAAGAUAUUAGGCUAUUGAACAUACGUGGUCAGUGUUUUAUUUCUAUGUAUUGCUAUGAUUUCUUUUGCUGCUACAUUUCAAAAUAAUUUUAAGUGAUUUGCCUUAAAAAAAAAAUGCAGUACCCCCCCCAGUUUAAGUCAGUAUAAGUUUUUACACACUAUUAUACUGUGAGAUUUUGAUUACAGAUGAUCUCUGUCACAGUGUGCACUGUUUAAAGAAGCAGAGAACUCCACAGCAGACUGUUUUCUUAACAGUAGUAACCGUCGUGCCUUCAGUUUGUCCCCUUUUCCUCGUUAUCACAGGAAUCAGCACUCAGUAUUAUGUUCUCGCUUUGCUGUAAAUAUGUUUUGUCUCGUCCAGACACACAAUGUUUGUCAAGAAGCAGUAGUAGACUGAUGUUAUCACCAUCAUCCCGCCCGUCUAUCUGAAUAUUGUUGUGAUCAGUUAGCCAGCACGCUGGCAGGGUCACACCCGUAUUCAUAUUUCACGUUGGAUCUUCCAUCCUCUGCAGUUUUCAACUACUUGAAGGAGCUGUGAUAAGAUUUUGUUAUUUUAUUUUUUCUGCAGUUUUCGUAAGCUCUACAGUGGGUGAAGCUCACAUUGGUCACUUUGUGUUUGACAAUUGUUCACCUUCUCGUGUUAUUUUGAAAGGGAAUUAUGAAAUCUAAUGCAAAGGGAGUGAUUUUGUUUUAUUAUUAUUAUUAUUAAUUCCUCCUUUUUUCCUUUGCUGGCUGCUUUGGGUUUGCGACACCUUCAUGUCGUUGCGACCCUGUGCAAUUAUUACAUGAUGUAAACUGGCUCAACCUUUAUAAUGCUCCAACCUGCUCUCACUCACUUUCUAAUGUCUCACUCUUCUUGCUAAUACAAACCUCAUAUGUGGCACAAUACAUUUUUCUUUCAUUCUUAGGAUUUUCAUGUCAUUUGCUUUACAAAGUUGUUUUCGUUGAUGUUGUCGUUGUUCGGUAUUGGUCUCAUCACUGCCAGGUUAAAUUGCAGGGAAUUUUUAUUUUUUUUUAAGUGGCAGCUUUGAUUUCUUUUGUACAUAUGAAAGAAAAGUUAAGUAGCUACUGUGCAGUUGUGAAUAAUUAAGCAGAAUGAGCAAAGCACCGUUCACAGUUUGAUCAGACCGUAGACCGACCGCCAGCAGGUGUUGUCAGUGUGGUGAGGAGGUUAAAAGGGAGGGGGGGCGGGGGGUGAAGGGGGGGGAGCUCCUGCAUUGGUUUGUAGUUUAUUUCAAAAGAAAAAUUGUUAAUGUCAUGCCAUAUAAAUUAUUUAUAUUAAAAUUUAUUUUUGUAGUUUGUACAGAUGUUAGUAUCUAGACUGAAGUUCUAUUUUUAAAGAGUGAAUAUAUAUUAUAUAUAAAUAUAUCUAUUUGUUGCCGAGUUUGUUUUUGUUUUGACGUUUUAUUUUGUUUGCAUUCUGGGAUGGAGGGAGGGGUUGACAACACUUUAGAGCAGAGGCCUUUAUUUUUAUUUUUUUUUUUUUUUGGUGGAGUAAAGGAGGCAGUGGGAGGACCAUGAAGGAGAAGGUGUGUAGGAUUGUGUCACUGUUACACCUUGUUUUUUUCAGUUUCCUCUUGGCCCUUCCUUCUUCAUUGUCAUAUUUUAAAAAUGUUCUUGUCCAUGUCUAAAACACUGUGACUUCUGAAAACUAUGCUCAAGAAAACCCUCGUGUGACCGUUAUGUUCCCUCACCUGCUAUAGAAAUUGAACUAACAAAAUAAAUUGAAUGGAGAAAAAAAAAGUGCUUCUGUGGUCUUUGCCAGUCUUUUCGAGUGUGUGUUUGUGUGUUUGUGUUUACCUGUGAACCUAAAACCCUUAUCACAGACCAGCAAACUGACAAACUGACAGUGUUUGCUGGUUAAAUAUACUGGUUAAAUAGGUCUACUCUAUUAUCGAGGUGCAUUGUUGGUGUGUAAAACAAAAGGUUUGAUUUCAGUACGUCAAUCAUUGAAACCCAGUAGUAUCCGCAUAUUUAAUAAGAAUUUAAUUUUAGGCCUAAAUCUGAUUG
Molecule: messenger RNA, 7600 nt
Organism: Anarrhichthys ocellatus (wolf-eel)
Lineage: Eukaryota; Metazoa; Chordata; Actinopteri; Perciformes; Anarhichadidae
Gene: ptch2
Product: patched 2
Exons: 22
Coding region: 691-5199 (1502 amino acids)
Biological process (GO): negative regulation of smoothened signaling pathway
Cellular component (GO): plasma membrane
Molecular function (GO): smoothened binding; hedgehog receptor activity; hedgehog family protein binding
Source: RefSeq, a predicted model, not a curated record